Messenger RNA from Corapipo altera (White-ruffed manakin), 1461 nucleotides. It is a transcript of the gene NKX2-8, whose product is annotated as NK2 homeobox 8. The transcript is spliced from 2 exons. The record is from RefSeq and is a predicted model, not a curated record. Gene Ontology annotation, molecular function: RNA polymerase II cis-regulatory region sequence-specific DNA binding; DNA-binding transcription factor activity, RNA polymerase II-specific. Gene Ontology annotation, biological process: cell differentiation; regulation of transcription by RNA polymerase II. Gene Ontology annotation, cellular component: nucleus. Lineage: Eukaryota; Metazoa; Chordata; Aves; Passeriformes; Pipridae. Bases 193 to 903 code for a protein of 236 amino acids.
GGGGAGGACUGUUUAUAUAAACAGGACACCUCUGUAAACGACACUAAUAUUUGGGGUUAGGUGGCGAUGGAAAGGAAGGUCCUUUUGAGCCCGGAGAUUCCGCAGUAACCAGGCGCGGACCUUUCCUAGCAGCUUUUAAGAAAGGGGGUUCGGUUUGGGGUGAUAUUUCUUGGGGGGUGCGCACAACCUACCAUGGCCACAUCCGGCAGGAUCAGUUUUACAGUGAGGAGCAUUUUGGAUUUACCAGAGCAAGAUGCUAAUAGCAUAAAGCAAGUCUCUGAGCAUCACCACUCAGCGGAGAACUACACCGGCUCGCCGUACCGAGGGUGGAUAGAAACAGACAGAAACCACUAUCCCUCUUCCGACGAGAGCGGCCCGGAGAUGAGCUUGCCCGACUCCACCCAAAGGUCGCUUCCCGUCCGCGGCUCGGAGGCCGAGGAGAAGAAGAAGAAGCGGCGGGUGCUCUUCUCCAAGGCGCAGACGCUGGAGCUGGAGCGGCGGUUCCGGCAGCAACGAUACCUCUCGGCUCCGGAGCGGGAGCAACUGGCCCGGCUGCUCAGCCUCACCCCCACGCAGGUGAAGAUCUGGUUCCAGAACCACCGCUACAAGAUGAAGCGGGCGCGCAGCGAAGGUCCCGGCAGUCCCCCGCCGCGCCCGCCCGCGCUGCUGCGCCGGGUGGUGGUACCGGUGCUGGUGCGGGACGGGGAGCCCUGCCGCGGCUGCCCCGCCAGCCCACCGCCACCCACCCCACGGCCCAAGCUGGGCUGCGCCCUGGCGGGGUGCAGCGCCCAGGCCGCCCUCGCCCUGCAGGGUUACGGAGCCUGCCCGCCCUCUGCCGCCCUCGGCGUCUUCCCCGCGUACCAGCACUUAGCACACCCCGCCGUCGUCUCCUGGGGAUGGUGACAGCGGCGCUUCGCCCUCUGGGACCGGACUCAUCCCACGGGCGCGGGGCGGCCCGCUCCAGACCCAGGCUCUAGCGCGGAGAAGCGCCGAGGCGCGCCGGGGCACCGCGGAGGCCGCGCUCGGGCGGGCCGGGCGGCGGAGCGCGGCUCCGGGGCAGUGGCCCGCGGGCCGGAACGAAGCUGGCCCGGGCCAUGCUCCCCUUCUCCGGUCUCGCCCGAGGGCGCGGAUGCCGCGUGAGGCGCGAAUUUUGUAAAACCUCCGCUCUUCCUGCUCCUUUUCGAGAGAUUCCUAGUUACAAAAUAAUGAUCAUCCUAGCGACAUAGUGUGUUUUAAAAUAGCUGACUCUUCCAGCGACUAAUAAAACUGGUUUUGGCAAUUAAUUUUUUCUCUACAGAGAAGAGUAGUUUUGACGAUUGGGACUGUUUCGUAGGAUUGCCUUCUGUGCUAUGAAAGCUUAAAUAUGGCCUUGAUUGCGCCAGCCGAAUUUAACUUUCAAGUUUGUUUAUUUUAUCUACAUGCGACGGUAAAGGGUGAAUAAAGUUUGCUGUAAGCAUCCCA